AUGGGCGAGAAGCCCUAUAAGUGUGACCCCUGUACAGCGGAGUUCACCCAGAGUUUUAGCCUGUCGCGCCACAAGCGAAAACACACUUGUGAGAAACCCUUCAAGUGCGACAUCUGUCCUGCAGAGUUGAGCUCCAGUGCGGGCCUGUUGUAUCACAAGCGAAAACACAUGGGCGAGAAGCCCUAUAAGUGCGACUUCUGUACAGCGGAGUUCACCCAGAGUUUUAGCCUGUCGCGCCACAAGCGAAAACACACUGGCGGACACACGGGCGAGAAGCCAUACAAGUGUAAUCUCUGCCCUGCAGUGUUCAGCCACAGGACAGCACUGUCACAUCACAAGCACGCACACACGGGAGAAAAGCUGCACAAGUACGACCUCUGUCCUGCAGAGUUCAGCUCCAGUGCGGGCCUGUUGUAUCACAAGCGAAAACACAUGGGCGAGAAGCCCUAUAAGUGCGACUUCUGUACAGCGGAGUUCACCCAGAGUUUUAGCCUGUCGCGCCACAAGCGAAAACACACUGGCGGACACACGGGCGAGAAGCCAUACAAGUGUAAUCUCUGCCCUGCAGUGUUCAGCCACAGGACUGCACUGUCACAUCACAAGCACGCACACACGGGAGAAAAGCUGCACAAGUACGACAUCUGUCCUGCAGAGUUCAGCUCCAGUGCGGGCCUGUUGUAUCACAAGCGAAAACACAUGGACGAGAAGCCCUAUAAGUGUGACUUCUGUACAGUGGUGUUCACCCAGAGUUUUAGCCUGUCGCGCCACAAGCGAAAACACACUGGCGGACACACGGGCGAGAAGCCAUACAAGUGUAAUCUCUGCCCUGCAGUGUUCAGCCACAGGACAGCACUGUCACAUCACAAGCACGCACACACGGGACAAAAGCUGCACAAGUACGACCUCUGUCCUGCAGAGUUCAGCUCCAGUGCGGGCCUGUUGUAUCACAAGCGAAAACACAUGGGCGAGAAGCCCUGUAAGUGCGACUUCUGUACAGCGGAGUUCACCCAGAGUUUUAGCCUGUCGCGCCACAAGCGAAAACACACUGGUGAGAAGCCCUUCAAUGUUCAGCCACAUCACAAGCACGCACACACGGGAGAAAAGCUGCACAAGUACGACCUCUGUCCUGCAGAGUUCAGCUCCAGUGCGGGCCUGUUGUAUCACAAGCGAAAACACAUGGGCGAGAAGCCCUAUAAGUGCGACUUCUGUACAGCGGAGUUCACCCAGAGUUUUAGCCUGUCGCGCCACAAGCGAAAACACACUGGUGAGAAGCCCUUCAAUGUUCAGCCACAUCACAAGCACGUACACACGGGAGAAAAGCUGCACAAGUACGACCUCUGUCCUGCAGAGUUCAGCUCCAGUGCGGGCCUGUUGUAUCACAAGCGAAAACACAUAGGCGAGAAGCCCUAUAAGUGCGACUUCUGUACAGCGGAGUUCACCCAGAGUUUUAGCCUGUCGCGCCACAAGCGAAAACACACUGGUGAGAAGCCCUUCAAGUGCGACCUCUGUCCUGCAGAGUUCAGCUGUGGCGCGAAUCUCGCGCGCCACAGUGUUCAGCCACAUCACAAGCACGUACACACGGGAGAAAAGCUGCACAAGUACGACCUCUGUCCUGCAGAGUUCAGCUCCAGUGCGGGCCUGUUGUAUCACAAGCGAAAACACAUGGGCGAGAAGCCCUAUAAGUGCGACUUCUGUACAGCGGAGUUCACCCAGAGUUUUAGCCUGUCGCGCCACAAGCGAAAACACACUGGUGAGAAGCCCUUCAAGUGCGACCUCUGUCCUGCAGAGUUCAGCUUGUUCAGCCACAGCACAGCACUGUCACAUCACAAGCACGCACACACGGGAGAAAAGCUGCGCAAGUGCGACCUCUGUCCUGCAGAGUUCAGCUCCAGUGCGGGCCUGUUGUAUCACAAGCGAAAACACAUGGGCGAGAAGCCCUAUAAGUGCGACUUCUGUACAGCGGAGUUCACCCAGAGUUUUAGCCUGUCGCGCCACAAGCGAAAACACACUGGCGGACACACGGGCGAGAAGCCAUACAAGUGUAAUCUCUGCCCUGCAGUGUUCAGCCACAGCACAGCACUGUCACAUCACAAGCACGCACACACGGGAGAAAAGCUGCGCAAGUGCGACCUCUGUCCUGCAGAGUUCAGCUCCAGUGCGGGCCUGUUGUAUCACAAGCGAAAACACAUGGGCGAGAAGCCCUAUAAGUGCGACUUCUGUACAGCGGAGUUCACCCAGAGUUUUAGCCUGUCGCGCCACAAGCGAAAACACACUGGCGGACACACGGGCGAGAAGCCAUACAAGUGUAAUCUCUGCCCUGCAGUGUUCAGCCACAGCACAGCACUGUCACAUCACAAGCACGCACACACCGGAGAAAAGCUGCGCAAAUGCGACCUCUGUCCUGCAGAGUUCAGCUCCAGUGCGGGCCUGUUGUAUCACAAGCGAAAACACAUGGGCGAGAAGCCCUAUAAGUGCGACUUCUGUACAGCGGAGUUCACCCAGAGUUUUAGCCUGUCGCGCCACAAGCGAAAACACACUGGCGGACACACGGGCGAGAAGCCAUACAAGUGUAAUCUCUGCCCUGCAGUGUUCAGCCACAGCACAGCACUGUCACAUCACAAGCACGCACACACGGGAGAAAAGCUGCGCAAAUGCGACCUCUGUCCUGCAGAGUUCAGCGAGAGUGCGGGCCUGCGGCGUCACAGGCGAACACACACGCGCGAGAAGCCAUACAAGUGCGACCUCUGCCCAGCGGAGUUCAGCCAGGGCGCGAGUCUGUCGCAUCACAAGCGAAAGCACACUGGCGAGAAUCCCGUUCCUGCAAGCUUGAGCAAGAGCAGGACCUAUGUCGGCGUGAAGAAGUACAACCUGUGUCCUGCAGAGUUCAGCCACAGCAACGUGUACCCACAGCAGGGAUUCAGUGACUCCUUUGACAAAAAAGUUUGGGUGUGA
This is a messenger RNA of Ornithodoros turicata, 2952 nucleotides long. Its product is annotated as zinc finger protein 208-like. Bases 1 to 2952 code for a protein of 983 amino acids. The transcript has 12 exons. Gene Ontology annotation, biological process: regulation of transcription by RNA polymerase II. NCBI's taxonomy places the organism in Eukaryota, Metazoa, Arthropoda, Arachnida, Ixodida, Argasidae. The record is from RefSeq and is a predicted model, not a curated record. Gene Ontology annotation, molecular function: DNA-binding transcription factor activity; RNA polymerase II cis-regulatory region sequence-specific DNA binding.